Molecule: messenger RNA, 258 nt
Organism: Entrophospora sp. SA101
Lineage: Eukaryota; Fungi; Glomeromycota; Glomeromycetes; Entrophosporales; Entrophosporaceae
Source: the annotation of a GenBank genome assembly
AUGCUGAAAUUCUACCUAGUGCAACUGGGUAAAGGUGACAACAAAAAUAGAAAGGCUAUUGUAUCAUACUUGGAAGCUAUUGAGGGUGGUGCACAAGCACAGAAAGAGUUGACCUUGUCGAUAAUAAACCAAUACUUUAAUGACUUAAUAUUGAAGGAUCAAGAUGUUUUGAAAGAUGAAAAUUGUUGGAAUAAAGUAUUAGGAUGUGUUCCUAAUGAGGAAAUAAAAAAUACUUUGAAAAAACAUUGGUCAUAUUGA